CACAACCUGAACUUGUCUGUUUUCCCUGGAGAAAAGCAACAUAUUGCUGCUCAGUAAGAAAUGAGGUCGAUCUGUCUGCCUUUCCAUAUCCUCCAUAUUAUUAGCUGACACUAAAACAUCUUUCUGUUCUGAUUUUUGUAGGGGGCUUUUUCUCCACCAUCUUUUCCAGUUUGUUUGGAACUCGAGAGAUGAGGAUUCUCAUCCUGGGACUGGACGGAGCAGGAAAAACAACCAUUCUCUACAGGUUACAAGUUGGAGAAGUUGUUACCACCAUUCCAACCAUUGGCUUCAAUGUUGAGACAGUGACUUACAAGAAUCUGAAAUUUCAAGUUUGGGACUUGGGAGGACAGACAAGCAUAAGGCCCUAUUGGCGGUGUUACUACUCAAAUACAGACGCAGUCAUUUAUGUAGUGGACAGCUGUGAUCGAGACAGAAUUGGCACUUCAAAAUCAGAGCUUGUUGCUAUGUUAGAGGAAGAAGAGUUGAAGAAAGCCAUUUUGGUGGUGUUUGCAAAUAAGCAGGACAUGGAACAGGCCAUGACUCCCACAGAAAUGGCAAACGCGCUUGGCUUACCGGCUUUGAAGGACCGAAAAUGGCAGAUAUUCAAAACCUCUGCGACUAAAGGCACAGGGCUUGAUGAAGCAAUGGAGUGGUUGGUGGAGGCCUUGAAGAGCAGGCAGUGAUACAAAGCUGACUGCUGCAAAGAAGUUUCAGCUAUAUCCAACAACCAUCCUUCUUUCUACAGACAGGUAUUUUCAGGCCACAAAUGCUUGUAAAUAGGACAGAUUUGAGUUUGACUCCUGUAACAUGGAUGCCUCUCUUGAUUGUAAAACUGAACCAAGUGAAUGUCUGUGUACAGUAUGAUAUUCCAUUUCUUUCUUUCUGUUUAAAAGAUGUACUUACAUUAAUUUGUAUAAAAGUCUUACUGGCUGGGAAAGGGGUUUUUGUGUGUGUCCCUCCCCCCCCUUUGGUGGUUUUAAGUUUGAGUGGCUAUAAUAUUCAUGUAAUUAAAACACUAAUAAAAUCUGGAACUGUCAGCU
This is a messenger RNA of Haliaeetus leucocephalus (bald eagle), 1040 nucleotides long. It is a transcript of the gene ARL1, whose product is annotated as ADP-ribosylation factor-like 1. The record is from RefSeq and is a predicted model, not a curated record. Gene Ontology annotation, molecular function: GTP binding; GTPase activity. NCBI's taxonomy places the organism in Eukaryota, Metazoa, Chordata, Aves, Accipitriformes, Accipitridae. Gene Ontology annotation, biological process: vesicle-mediated transport; intracellular protein transport. Gene Ontology annotation, cellular component: Golgi apparatus; cytoplasm. The coding region runs from base 189 to 683 and encodes 164 amino acids. The transcript is spliced from 5 exons.